Messenger RNA from Lindgomyces ingoldianus, 1587 nucleotides. RefSeq lists its product as uncharacterized. The coding region runs from base 1 to 1587 and encodes 528 amino acids. Lineage: Eukaryota; Fungi; Ascomycota; Dothideomycetes; Pleosporales; Lindgomycetaceae. The transcript is spliced from 6 exons. The record is from RefSeq and is a predicted model, not a curated record.
AUGGCAAUGUUUUUAGAUACUUGUUGCGUACCUCAGUCGCAUCAUCCGCUUCAAAUUAUACAUUAUGAUGGGCGCCCGAAGCCAAAACGACCCUCACAGCGUACUUCCCCCAAGAUCCGGUUUGGCGAAGAUGGAACGGGGUCGAACGCUGAACAGGAGAAUGAAGAAGAUCCUAUACCUACAUCUGAUGAAGUCGAACUUGCCGAUUUGGCGUGCUUAGCCGACAACGAAGCUAACUACGAGGUUAGCGGCAGAAGAGGAGAAAAUGGCGAUGUUGGCAAUGAUGACCCCACGAACGAACGGGAAGGUGUCUCAAUGCCAGCCUCUCAAGAAGACACAGGGGAUAAGGCUUCACGAAAUGCGGUCAUUAUCAAUGAUAGUUUGCACAUGGGCGAUCGGCUUGAGUCCCCCAGUACUUCGACCCCGGAGUAUCGUGAUACGGAGGUCCCUACCGGCACGACCGACACAAUUAACUUAGAAACGGUUAAUAGAGCGAAGAUUCAAGCCAAUAAGCCCCCGCAUGGGCGACUACCAUCAACGCCGCCGACUAGCCCGUCGAUAACGAACAUCGAACAGUUGACGGAAGAGGCCUUCCGCUGCAUACAUAUGAAAGCCACCGCACAUCAGCGCCCGACGGAAACAAGACUUCCUACCAUCGAAAGUACGAGCAGCGGUAGCAGCAGCGGAAGCGAUACUGAUGACGACGACCACAACGGCAAACACACAACGUCGCUGACCCGCAAGCGGAAACGCUCUCCACCAGCCAACAACGCAAGUCACAAGCGGCAAAGUCGAGAACCGAACACAACGUUAAAGCCGAGCACUACUUGCACCAAACCCUCUGCAAGGCGACAAAAUCUAUCUCUACCCCAGGAGAAGGCAGUCUCCAAUCAUGUCUCAGAUGCUAGACUUGCUUCAGCAGCGCAGUCUAGCGUCUGUGAUACUAAGAUGUGCUGCGGUAAGGACAGCAGUGCCGAAAGCAGCGAAGGGAGCGGUGAGUGGGGCCGCCAUCUUCGAAAGGGACGGAAGCCUAUGGGAAGCAAUCAAGGCAGCGUUUGGUGUUCACGUUUAAACGCUAAGAAUCCGUCGUCCACUCCCGCUCCACUGCAUGCGAAUCGGAAAACGAGGUUGUCUGCAAAGGGUGUAUCACCUGGACAGAUACAGUGGCAUCUAUUAGACAUAGCAUUCCACUCGCUCUCGGCCUAUGUGUCGUUUUUGAUAGCUAUCUUCCGUGCUUAUAGUGGCCCGGGAAUGAUAUCUACCAGCCAUGCAGUCACCCUCUUGAAGAGUAUUUGGUGCUCCGGAUGCGGGAUAGGCCAGCCACUGCUAGCUCCAUCUAGCUUGCCACUGAACAGGGCAGACACUGCAUCUCCACGGGAUUAUGGACGGCCUCGCGAUGCUGUCGUCGACGACGACGACCAAAGUGCAUAUGAAGAUUAUGAUAAGAAGGGCAAAAAUGACGAAGAAUAUCUAAGCGAUGUCGUUAAGAAGCUCUCGAGCUCUAGGACUCAUCCGCUGGUCAGAGAAGGACGACAACAGAUUGCGCAAUUGGGGAAAGCAAGGCAAGUCUUGGAACUGGAUAUGUGA